Messenger RNA from Peromyscus maniculatus bairdii (prairie deer mouse), 2352 nucleotides. NCBI's taxonomy places the organism in Eukaryota, Metazoa, Chordata, Mammalia, Rodentia, Cricetidae. The record is from RefSeq and is a predicted model, not a curated record.
CAGGCUGAGGAGGAGAGGAAGCAACCCCCUCGCCCAUCUUCACCCUCUUCUGCUCUUUCCGGUGCUGGCUGGCUUCUCCCUCCAUGCUACACUGAGUAAUGAGGUAGUGUGGAAGGGAUUCUGGGAAAACCAGGAUGUCUGGGUCCUUUAUCUGUGCUCCGUUUGCUCCUGGCUAAGGAGCUUCCUCCCCUGAGCCUCGGUUUGCCCAUCUUUAAAAUGGACGGACCUGCCUGCAUGUGCAAAGGUGCCCAAAGCCCUGGUGAGAUAACGGACGGGAAGCAGCUUUAUGAAGAAGCGGCUGAAAUGUUUGCACAGGGGUGCGCAACCGUGUCGAAUGCAACGGCCCUACGGUCUUUCACAUGCCCCACACCACCUUGGAUGGUGGAGGAGACUGUGACGCCAGGGGUUCCCCAGAGUGGGACUGGGGAUUAGUAUAUGGGGCACAGUGAAAGGGAAGCCUGAUGACUGAGCUGCGAGCUUUGGGCGUCACUCUCAGGGCCAGUCAGGAAGCAGUGCGGCCAGGAGGCUGCGCGGAGCACGCCGUCCUCCCCAGCUGGCCCCGUACAGUCCUCCUCCCUUAGGCAAAACGCCGGCCCACGCUGUCCUGAAGUGCAAAGGGAUGGAUGUCACGAGUGUGCACUGCACAGUUCACAAGCAAUGGCAGGUCUGAACAAGGUUGCUUGAUAAGAAAAGCCUUAGCGCCGCCCAUUUAAUGUAUGCUUUUGGCCAUUGCUUAUUGAGCACCUGCUGCAUACCAGUUAGAGCCUGGGCAGUCCCCGCCGCUCCCCGCCCCCUUUUUUCAAAGUCGCCUAAAGGCGACCAGAGGACAGAGGGAGGCUCUCGGUAACCUAGGAGUCCUGGCUCCGCCCCUCCUGCCUCUGGCCUGGUCCGCUCCUCCCAUCACCGCUCAGAGGCGGCUGCUGGCCCGCGACGGAGAGCGGAAGCACAGCCUCGGGCUUCAAGCCCUGUAGCUGAGAAGACAUCCGAUGGUGCAUCCCUGGUCUGUUCUGCCCCCGUUUCGGGGUCCAUCCGGAAAGCUUUCCGAUAAGGAUCCUCAGUGAGACCGCACUCGAUUAAAUCGGUCUGUCUUCAGACCAAGGAGGCGGGAUCGCCGCGGCCGCUGCAAGGCCACAGCGAGAAGAGCGUCCUGCGCACGCGCAGUAGGCAGCGAUGGAGCCACCGAUGGAGCAGUCCGGAGGGGAGCAAGAACCGGGAGCUGUCAGGCUCCUGGACCUGCCCUGGGAAGACGUGCUGCUCCCGCACGUCCUCAACUGGGUCCCGCUGCGCCAGCUGCUCCGGCUGCAGCGCGUCAGCCGCGCCUUCCGGGCGCUCGUUCAGCUGCACCUGGCCGGGCUGCGCCGCUUCGACGCCGCUCAGGUGAGCCGGGGCCCGGACCCCGCCCCCGCCAGGGUGAGCCGGAGCCCCGCCCCCGCGGGGGUCCCACCCUCGCCCCGCCUCCAGGCCGGCCCCAGCGGCGCUGGAAACCCUUGGCGACCCCGGGUGGGUCCACAGAUUCCACGGGCCGCCUUAGCCCGGCUACUGCGGGAUGCCGAGGGGCUGCAGGAGCUGGCGCUGGCUCCGUGUCACGAAUGGCUGUCGGACGAGGACCUGGUGCCAGUCCUGGCGCGGAACCCGCAGCUACGGAGCGUGGCGCUGGCCGGCUGCGGCCAACUGAGUCGCCGAGCGCUGGGGGCGCUGGCCGAGGGCUGCCCGCGUCUGCAGCGCCUUUCGCUCGCUCACUGUGACUGGGUGGACGGGCUGGCACUACGUGGCCUCGCCGACCGCUGCCCGGCUCUGGAGGAGCUAGACCUCACCGCCUGUCGCCAGCUCAAGGACGAGGCCAUCGUGUACCUGGCGCAGAGACGCGGCGCGGGCCUCCGCAGCCUCUCGUUGGCUGUCAACGCCAAUGUGGGGGACACCGCGGUCCAAGAGUUGGCUCGAAACUGCCCGCAACUCGAGCACCUCGACCUCACAGGCUGCCUUCGGGUCGGAAGCGACGGUGUCAGGACCCUGGCGGAGUACUGCCCGGCGCUGCGCUCCCUGCGCGUGCGGCACUGCCACCAUGUGGCCGAACCCAGCCUGAGCCGCUUGCGGAAACGUGGUGUGGACAUCGACGUGGAGCCACCCCUGCACCAGGCCCUGGUGCUGCUCCAGGACAUGGCGGGCUUCGCGCCCUUUGUCAACCUGCAGGUCUGACUGACUUUCCUUCGGGCGGGAGCACAGCUGGACUGUGUAGCCGGGGCCUGCCUGACGCUGAGCUGUAGGGAAACUGGACUGUGGGGGCCUGUGGCUGAGAGGCCUGUGGCGUGCCCUGAUCACCCUGGAAUUUCAAAUAAAGAGCUUUUACCCCUU